AUGCUAUCCUUCCAACACCUCCAACUGGGCACCCUCCUCCAAGCUACCUUCCUCCUAGGAAUGAACACAGCCCUCUCCACCAUCUCAAUCCCUUCCAUCCUCGAGUCUCCCUCCCCCAUCCUCGCCAUCCGCCAAUGGCACACGCAAUUCCGCUCCGCGCAGAUCCCUGCGACCUCUCUAUCCGGAUCCAACCUCAUCUUAUCUGCUAUCAUGACCUACGGAUCCUCCCAACGCUCUGGGUUGUUGGCAACACCGACCAUCCUGUACGGUGUCGGCAGUGUUCUGGCGUUCCUGAUCUUUCCUUUCACGCUCCAUUACAUGAACCCGUUGAAUGAUGUUCUCAUUGAGAAGUUCAAGGCCCAAGAGGAUUUGCAUUAUGCGGAUCUGCCUGAGAAAGGCAAGGGAAUGCAGACUGCUAGGGACCACGACAAGAUUGCUUACUGGGGGUACUUGAACCGCGUUAGGAUUGUGCUUUACGCUGGGUUUGUUGCUGUUCACGCGGUCGCCCUCUUGGCUUAA
This is a messenger RNA of Alternaria atra, 519 nucleotides long. RefSeq lists its product as uncharacterized. The transcript is spliced from 2 exons. The coding region runs from base 1 to 519 and encodes 172 amino acids. Lineage: Eukaryota; Fungi; Ascomycota; Dothideomycetes; Pleosporales; Pleosporaceae. The record is from RefSeq and is a predicted model, not a curated record.